GAUCGCGGCGGGCAUGGCCCUGCGCGCGCGAGUCCCUGUCAGCAGCCGAGCCACGGCGGCCGUGAACUUGGGGACGCGUUCCUGCGGCCCGGCCUCGGUCAUGUAGUCGCCGGCGGCGCUCCCCGCAGCCCGGGAGCCGCAGCGUGAUCCAGACGCAGCCCAGCAGCCCGGGCUUCCCCGGGAGGCGCCGAGCGCCCCGCCACCCAUCGGGUGGCACUUCGGGCCGGAGAGGGACAUGGGGGAGAAAGUUUCCGAGGCGCCCGAGCCGGUGCCCCGCGGCUGCAGCAGCCACGGCGCCCGGACUCUCGUCCCUCCGGCGGCAGCCGUGUCCUCCGAGGGAGCUUCCUCGGCGGAGUCGUCCUCGGGCUCGGAAACUCUGUCGGAGGAAGGGGAACCCGGCCGCUUCUCCUGCAGGUCUCAGCCGCCGCGGCCGCCGGGCGGCGCCCUGGGAACCCGGCUGCCCGCCGCGUGGGCUCCCGCGCGCGUGGCGCUGGAGCGUGGAGUUCCUGCCCUGCCGCUGCCGCCCCCCGGAGGAGCGGUACUGCCGGUACCUCGGGUCAGCAGCGCAUCCCAGGAGGAGCAGGACGAGGAGCUCGACCACAUACUAUCUCCACCACCCAUGCCGUUUCGGAAAUGCAGCAACCCAGAUGUGGCUUGUGGCCUUGGAAAGUCGCUGAAGUAUAAGAGACAGCUGAGUGGGGACGGGAAGCAGCUGCGGCGAGGGAGCCUGGGAGGAGCCCUCACUGGGAGGUACCUCCUUCCAAACCCGGUGGCAGGACAGGCGUGGCCUGCCUCGGCUGAGACGUCCAACCUCGUGCGCAUGCGCAGCCAGGCACUGGGACAGUCGGCUCCCUCGCUCACGGCCAGUUUGGAAGGGCAGCCUCCGAAGAGCCAUUUCAACUCAGCUCGACAUCGCCAGAGACUAGUGGACCCAGCUGCUCCAAAAAAGGAGCUGAGCCUCCCCCGAAGAGGAAGCCUGGUAGAUUCCCAGAAGUGGAAUUGCUUGGUCAAACGUUGCCGAACAAGCAACCGGAAAAGUCUGAUAGGCAAUGGACAGUCACCAGCAUUGCCUCGGCCACACUCGCCUCUCUCUGCUCAUGCAGGAAAUAGCCCUCAAGACAGCCCAAGGAAUUUCUCCCCCAGUGCCUCAGCCCAUUUCUCAUUUGCACGGAGAAAUGACAGGACGGACGGGCGCCGCUGGUCUCUGGCUUCUCUCCCCUCCUCAGGCUAUGGGACAAAUACACCAAGCUCCACGGUCUCUUCAUCCUGUUCCUCCCAGGAGAAGCUGCACCAGUUACCAUACCAGCCAACACCAGAUGAACUACACUUCCUGUCCAAACAUUUUUGCACCACCGAAAGCAUUGCCACUGAGAACCGCUGCAGGAACACGCCCAUGCGGCCCCGCUCCCGAAGUCUCAGCCCUGGACGUUCCCCCGCCUGCUGUGACCAUGAAAUAAUUAUGAUGAACCAUGUCUACAAAGAAAGGUUCCCAAAGGCUACGGCUCAGAUGGAAGAACGUCUAAGGGAAAUCAUCACCAGCUACUCCCCCGACAACGUGCUCCCCUUGGCGGAUGGAGUGCUUAGCUUCACUCACCAUCAGAUCAUCGAGCUGGCUCGCGACUGUCUAGAUAAAUCCCGCCAGGGUCUCAUCACAUCGAGAUACUUUCUUGAGUUACAACACAAGUUAGACAAGUUGCUACAGGAGGCUCAUGACCGCUCCGAGAGUGGAGAACUGGCAUUUAUUAAACAGCUAGUCCGAAAGAUCUUAAUUGUUAUUGCCCGCCCCGCUCGGCUACUGGAGUGCCUGGAAUUUGAUCCUGAAGAAUUUUACUACCUACUGGAAGCUGCAGAAGGCCAUGCCAAAGAAGGCCAGGGAAUCAAAACUGACAUUCCCAGGUACAUCAUCAGUCAACUGGGGCUCAAUAAGGACCCUUUGGAAGAAAUGGCUCAGUUGGGGAAUUACGACAGCGGCUCUGCAGAGACGCCCGAGACGGAUGAGUCACUGAGUAGCUCAAAUACUUCCCUGAGACUUCGAAGGAAACCUCGAGAGAGUGAUUUUGAAACAAUUAAAUUGAUCAGCAAUGGAGCCUAUGGGGCGGUUUACUUUGUUCGGCAUAAAGAAUCCCGGCAGAGGUUUGCCAUGAAGAAAAUCAAUAAACAGAACCUCAUCCUUCGGAACCAGAUCCAGCAGGCCUUCGUGGAACGUGACAUCCUCACUUUCGCAGAAAACCCCUUUGUGGUCAGCAUGUAUUGCUCCUUUGAAACAAGGCGUCACCUAUGCAUGGUCAUGGAGUAUGUGGAAGGGGGAGACUGUGCGACCUUAAUGAAAAACAUGGGUCCUCUCCCAGUCGAUAUGGCCAGGAUGUACUUCGCUGAGACGGUCUUGGCCUUGGAGUAUCUGCAUAAUUAUGGAAUUGUACACAGGGAUUUGAAGCCAGACAACCUGUUGGUCACCUCCAUGGGGCACAUAAAGCUGACCGACUUUGGGUUAUCUAAGGUGGGACUGAUGAGCAUGACUACCAAUCUCUAUGAAGGUCAUAUUGAGAAGGAUGCCCGAGAGUUCCUAGAUAAACAGGUCUGUGGUACACCUGAAUACAUUGCCCCUGAGGUGAUUCUGAGACAGGGCUAUGGGAAGCCCGUGGAUUGGUGGGCCAUGGGCAUUAUCCUCUAUGAAUUUCUGGUUGGGUGUGUGCCUUUCUUUGGGGACACCCCAGAAGAGCUAUUUGGACAAGUCAUCAGUGAUGAAAUCAACUGGCCUGAAAAGGAUGAGGCCCCUCCUCCAGAUGCCCAGGAUCUGAUUACCUUGCUUCUCAGGCAGAAUCCACUGGAGAGGCUGGGAACAGGUGGUGCCUAUGAAGUGAAGCAGCAUCGGUUCUUCCGUUCCUUGGAUUGGAACAGUUUGCUGAGACAGAAGGCGGAAUUUAUUCCCCAACUGGAAUCGGAGGAUGACACAAGUUAUUUUGAUACUCGGUCAGAGAAGUAUCAUCACAUGGAAACGGAGGAGGAAGAGGACACCAACGAUGAGGACUUCACUGUGGAGAUACGGCAGUUUUCCUCCUGUUCACACAGGUUUUCAAAAGUUUUCAGCAGUAUAGACCGAAUAACUCCGAAUUCAGGAGAGGACAAAGAAGACACAGAGGACAAAACCAAAAGCACAACUCUGCCAUCAACGGAGACGCUCAGCUGGAGCUCCGAAUACUCAGAAGUGCAACAGUUAUCGACCUCCAACUCUUCAGACACCGAAAGCAACAGAUGCAAGCUCAGUUCCGGACUGCUUCCCAAACUGGCUAUCUCAACAGAGGGAGAACACGAUGACGCUGCCCCGUGCUCUGGAGACCCCAGAGAGGAGCCAGAAAAGCCAGUCCUCCCCGCUGAGGAGUGUCCCCAGGAGGAGCCCGAGGUCACCACCCCGGCCAGCACCAUCAGCAGUUCCACACUGUCCGUUGGCAGUUUUUCAGAGCACUUGGAUCAGAUAAAUGGGCGAAGCGAGUGUGUGGACAGUACAGAUAACACCUCAAAGCCAUCCAGUGAACCCACCUCUCACAUGGCUCGGCAGCGAUUAGAAAGCACAGAGAAAAAGAAAAUGUCGGGCAAAGUCACAAAGUCCCUCUCUGCCAGUGCUCUGUCCCUCAUGAUCCCAGGAGAUAUGUUUGCUGUGUCUCCAUUGGGAAGUCCAAUGUCCCCACACUCCUUGUCCUCCGACCCUUCCUCCUCACGGGAUUCCUCUCCCAGCCGAGACUCUUCAGCAGCCUCUGCCAGUCCCCACCAGCCCAUUGUGAUCCACAGUUCAGGGAAGAACUAUGGAUUUACCAUCCGCGCCAUCCGUGUGUACGUGGGAGACAGCGACAUCUACACCGUGCACCACAUCGUCUGGAAUGUAGAAGAAGGGAGCCCUGCCUGCCACGCGGGACUAAAGGCUGGGGAUCUGAUCACACACAUCAACGGAGAGCCAGUCCAUGGACUCGUCCACACCGAAGUCAUCGAGCUGCUGUUGAAGAGUGGGAAUAAGGUGUCCAUCACCACCACCCCGUUUGAAAACACGUCCAUCAAAACAGGACCAGCCAGAAGGAACAGUUACAAGAGCCGGAUGGUGAGAAGGAGCAAGAAGUCAAAGAAGAAGGAAAGUCUAGAAAGGAGGAGAUCUCUCUUCAAGAAGUUAGCCAAGCAGCCUUCUCCUUUACUCCACACCAGCCGUAGUUUCUCCUGCUUGAACCGAUCCCUGUCAUCUGGAGAGAGCCUCCCGGGUUCCCCUACUCACAGCUUGUCCCCACGAUCUCCAACACCCAGCUAUCGCUCAACCCCUGAUUUCCCAUCAGGUACAAAUUCUUCCCAGAGCAGCUCACCAAGUUCAAGUGCCCCCAAUUCUCCAGCAGGUUCGGGGCACAUCCGGCCCAGCACCCUCCAUGGCCUGGCCCCCAAACUCAGUGGCCAGCGAUACCGCUCUGGAAGGCGGAAGUCGGCUGGCAGCAUCCCACUCUCCCCUCUGGCCAGGACACCCUCUCCAACUCCCCAGCCUACCUCCCCUCAGCGUUCACCAUCCCCGCUGUUGGGGCACUCACUGGGCAACGCCAAGAUCACCCAGGCCUUUCCUGGCAAGAUGCACUCUCCCCCCACAAUCGUCAGACACAUUGUGAGGCCCAAGAGUGCCGAGCCGCCCCGCUCCCCGCUGCUGAAGCGGGUCCAGUCUGAGGAAAAGCUGUCGCCCUCCUAUGGCAGCGACAAGAAGCACCUGUGUUCCCGCAAGCACAGCCUGGAGGUGACGCAGGAGGAGGUACAGAGGGAGCAGUGUCAGCGGGAGGCGACACUGCAGAGCCUGGAGGAGAACGUGUGUGACGCGCCUUCCCUCAGUCGGGCCCGGCCUGUGGAACAAGGCUGUCUGAAACGCCCCGUGUCCCGGAAGCUUGGCAGGCAGGAGUCUGUGGACGACCUGGACCGGGACAAGCUGAAGGCCAAGGUCAUAGUGAAGAAACCAGAGGAGAAACAUGAAUCCCACCAGAAACCUCACGGCCUUGGUGGUGAUUCUGAAAACUAUGCUCUCUUCAGACUGGAGGAGAGAGAGAAGAAAGUGUACCCCAAGGGGUUGGAGAGGUCAGGUCACUUUGAGAGCACAACGUCAGAGCCUCUUUCGGGGGGCAGCCUGCUGAAGGACACACUUCACAAGCAGGCCAGCGUGCGGGCCAUUGAAGGGGUGACCUCAGACGGGGCGGCGUGCAGCCUGGCACCUGGGGAGCACAGCCAGUCUCUAGGUGACUUUAAACGGGCCUCGGCUUCUGGCGCCCUCCAGGAUGGUAUGUAUCACAUCCCUGACAGGCCCACUCCUGGAAAGGGUGAAUACACAGAGAAGGCCUCCCAGGCCAAAGAGCUCCUCCGAAGUGAGAAAACAGACAGCAAGCUGGCUAAUAUCGAUUACCUCCGAAAGAAAAUGUCCCUGGACGACAAAGAUGACAGUCACUGUGCCAUCUUGAAACCCAAGAUGACAUCGAGCGCCCAUGAGUGCUUGCCAGGGAACCCUAUACGGCCCAUGGCUGGGCAGCAGGAGACCAUGCCAGCCUCUGAGAGCCGGGCAUUCAUCAACAGUACCCACACAUCUCAGAUGAGUGCUGUCUCCUUUGUCCCCCUCAAAGCCUUAGCUGGCCGGGUAGAGAAUGGAGGGGAGAAACCAGGGUUCACUGCUCCCGAGUCCCCCGUGAGGAAGAGCCCCUCUGAGUAUAAGCUGGAGGGCAGGUCAGUUUCAUGCCUGAAGCCAAUUGAAGGCACACUGGACAUUGCUCUCCUGUCCGGACCUCAUGCCUCCAAAACAGAGUUGCCUUCCCCGGAGGCUGCACAGAGCCCCAGCCCAGGUGUCAACACAGGGUCCUUGGGGCCACCCGCCCUCCUCAGUAGCAGUGGGAAAAAGAGCGACCCCGCCAGCCUGCGAGAGCCUUCCUCCACCAGCCUGAAGGUGAGUAAAUCUUACCUGCUGGAGCCUCGGUUCCUGCCUCCAAGCCGGGGUCUCCAGGACCCCCUAGCAGCUCCUGGGCCAGAACCAAAGUCAAAGCACGACAGGAAGGUUAUUCAUCCUGCUGCCAGGAACACAGCAGCUGUCACAGAGAGCCAUCUCCAGCAGAAAGAGGGCAGUCCCACCAAACACCAAGACCGCUCUGGUGACACCAAGGUCCUCCCUGCCCCUGGGCAGACCCUACACAACGUUGACCCGGCAAAGCUGGGUAUACGUGCCCAGCUCCCACCGGAAGGGAUCUCCUCAAAGGAGAAGCCGCAUCUGAAGGAACCAUCUGAAAAGGUGAGGAGUGAGUGCUCUGCCAUGAGGGAUGAUGUAUGCAGAGACCCCCGUGUGAAGCUGUGUCCUGCAGAGACUGGGAAAGCCAGUGACAGUUCCAGAAGCCUCCCUUCUGGGGGAAAGACCCACCCUGAUUUCUACAUGCAGACCCAGACUACGGAGAAAACAUGGGCAUGCGCAAAAACCCACUACAGAGAUGGCCAAGACGAGGUAAAGCCCCUGGCCAGGGAGGACUCCUUGCGCUCAGCCGGGCUUCUGUAUGAAAAGGAGGUAGGCAGGGCAAGAAAAGGCACAGAAUCCAAACCGGAAGUUCCGGCUGCCAGGCACCCUCCUCAGCCACCAGGAACUGAGGGCGAGAAGAGUGAGAAGCUCUCCACCACCCCCUCUUUGCAGAAACAGGCGCCCAGAGAGCCCGACAGGAAGGAACAGGCCCUGCAAAGGCCCGGAGGCAACGGCCCCCAGCAACCCCUGACCACCAAAGAGCUGGCCAACCCAGCAGCUUGGCAGCACCACAGUACUCCAAGCCACACUUUGACCAAGGAGCUGGGGACCAACCCUGCCUCCGCUGCCACCGCCGCUGCUGCAGAACUGAACACCAGCCUCCAGGACACUCCCCGAUCUGCUACUGCCGCCACCACUGCCACCGCCACCGCCAGUGCCGGGCACAGUGACUGCCAUAGUCCGAAGUCCCGACCUGGCCCUGACCCCAGCCCUUCAAAGUCUAAGCACCCAGACAGGUCCCUCUCCUCACAGAAGCUGAGUGCCGCCGCCGGGUCUGCAAAAGGCAAAGAGACUGUCGCUCCAGCCCUCGGUGGCGGCGGCUCCAGCAGAGAGGGGAAGGGGGGCAGCAAGGGUCCCUUGGACAUGUUCCCUGCCAUCCUGGCCACCCAGGGCAAAGCGAUCGACGUGUUCGGGCAGGGAGAAGGUAGGGUCACCAUCGCACUCCACACGGAAGAGAGUCCUCUGGACGCUAAACUGAAAGCCGCCCAUGGAGGCGGUCCCCAAGAGAUGCAGGAGAAGCACCCACCCAGACAAGGACAUCCAGGGUGCAGUGACGCAGUAGACCAGAAACUUCUCACGGCCGGCGAAAAACAAAGCCUGUCUCCAAAGCAUCCCAAACCACCCACUGUGAAAGACUGCCCCACUCUGUGUAGACAGACAGACAAAAGCCCAAGUCAGCAAGCUUCCGUGGGGGACAGGAAGUCAGACGGGAAGAAAUGCACAGAAGCACUUUACGCUCCAGCCCCACAGGGCUACAAGCCGGAGGCCAGCCCUUCCCCCCACCACGGUGAGACCCGACUCAAAGGCCCAGAGAGGCCAGCCGUGGGCAUGGGGAAGGGCUUCUCAGAGUCCAAGGGGAAAGGGCCUGGUCCUCAGAAGCCACCGGCUGAAAUAGGCAAGCCCAGCGGCAUGAAACGGUCACCCUCUGCCACUGCACAGAGUUCUCUCCGCUCAGCUGGCCCCCCAGAAAAGUCUCUGAGCUAUUCAGCCAGCUUUCCUGAGGCCCAGCCUGCAGUACGAGAGGUCACCGCAGCCACCAGCGGCCCCUCACCCGCCAAGGCAAUCGCAGGGACCUCAGAAUCCCCAGCCCCCAGCAGCAGGGACCACAGGAAGUCCCAGUCUGGGGGAGAUGGCCGAAGCCAAAUGACAAAGAGUGACUCUCUGCCCUCCUUCCGCCUCUCCAACUCUGCCCUGGAGUCACACCCCCCAGAUCCACAGGUGCCCAACACAGCCGGCCACAGGGACAGGGCGCUGUCAGUGACUGCUGCCACGGGAGAACCCAGAGGGAGAGAGCUUACCCAGCCUCCCCCAGCCAGGAAACAGAACGUGGGCAGGGAGGUGACCAGAGCGCCCCCGGCCCAAAGCAUGGACCGUUCCCUCCCUCUCUCCUCGGAGAAGGACUUCGUGGUGCGGCAGAGGAGGGGCAAGGAGAGCUUACGUGGCAGUCCUCACAAGAAGGCCUCCUAACAUGCAGCCUUGGUGACAGGCAGGGCUGUGAGACCCCGCCUGAGCAUUCGUGUAACUGGGUCUUUGCCGCCUCACAAACCAGCACCGUAUGGGAAUGUCCUCCCAGCAGAGCUCGGAGGCUCACUGAGGAGGGGGAAGAGGAGGAGGAGAGAUGGAAAAAGGGAACUUUCUUCCAGAUGCCUUCCCAGUUGUAACCGGUAAAACUGUUGCCAGAUAGUGUUUGUACAAAACCUGCCUCUCCAGCAGUGUGUUGUUGGGGAGGAAGUCUCUCUGUACAUACCUAGCAAUGCGUUUGGUUCGGGAUGUGGAGUGUGGACCUCGCUGCUGACCACCGCGUUGACCGAAGCUUUUCUAAAUGAAGGCACUUGUUUUACCACCUAACCAUAACAUAGUAAUGAAGCCAAGUGGUCAGAGCUGGGUAUGUGUGAAAAUAGAAACCCACCCAUGAUUGCGUAUGUACACAUCCACCCACGUGUUUUGGUCUGUGGUUCGAGACUAGUUUCAAGGCUCCAUUUGUAUAGUUAAGGAUGAAAGAAAGCCCUAGAGACAGUAGAUGGUGAGUUUUUGUGUGUGUAUUUAACCAGGAUCUCUGAUCUCAUACUGAGUCUGGCUACCUGUCUUUCUGAGCUGCCGCGUUUGGACCCCUUUACUAGGAGUGGCCAGGUCAGGUGGAGUCAGGCAUCUAUUUGACAGUCCUUGUAGGGGACAUUUUGACCCUCGGGUCCAAGUGGCCAGAAGGGCAAUUGUCCCCGUCUCUGGGUUACGUGUCUGCUCUUCACCUGAGGGCACACAGGGACUAGAAACACACUGCAGGUCAGCCCUUUCUUCCCCUCCUCCCAAGCUCCCACCCUCAGGCCUUUAUGCUGUGAGUCCAGGAAGCACAUUUUAUGGUAGGCGCUGUACCAGCCCUGCCAGUGAGGACACAGGAAAACCACUGGUUACACACACAUCUGCCAGUACUUAGAUGGAGUGAUAUGUAUUAGGCAUUGGAAGAGGUUUUAAGUUUGCUUUUGUUAAGGAAAAAUGGGGGGUGGAUUUUGGCAUCAUAGCAUAUAUAUUAAAGAAUAAUCAGGACAUCAGAUACAUUUUAAUACAUAGCUGGGGCCUUAUGUUGUAGAUGAAGCUUGCUGUUUUUAGCAAGUUCCUGGGUUUCACAUUCAUUUCUGAUGCAUCGAGUAGCUCCAUACAUUUCAUAACACGAUCUCUUUAUUUGUAUGCAAAAAAUUACUGUAUUAAUAAAGAGCAGCAUUUUGUAACAAAGAGACUGGAGCUAUUUGGUGCUUGAAUGUGACCAUCCUUUUUACUUUUGCUAAGCCUUAUUUAAAUUUUGUAUACCAUGAAAUAUGUAGAGUCUGUCAGAUCAUUUUAGUGCUGAGGGUUUUUCUGAUUUGUUUCCGUUGUCGCGGUUUUUUGAUGGCUUGUUUUGGACUGUAAGGUGCCACUUGCUGAAGUAUGGACUAAGGCACAAUGCAGAUAUGUUUUUAUAAGAUGCUUGGGAUCCAUAGCAAGACUUUGUUCUGUAAGAGGAAGAAUAAAAUUACAAAUGAAUAAUGAAUCUAGCACCAGACCCCUUGGGGGUGUGUCUUGGCAUUUUCCACCAGAAGCUUGUUUACGUGAGCACACUCUGUGGAUGGUAAAUCACCUAGUCAGGCUGUAAGCACUCCAGAAACAAAGGCAUCAUUGCAUCACUGACUGCUUGGUCGCCUGUUGUUGCAAAGCCGGUUGGUGAAAGGAAAAAGAAGUGUCUUUUUCACACCUGUCUCCCCACCCCCAUACAGUUCUAGCCGCUCCCCCCCUACCAUCACUACAUUUGUGAAACUGUAGAACCAACAAAUAUUUUUUACAAGAACUCAAAUGGGUCUCAAAAAAAAAAAAAAGGUCUCAAAGCUUAUAAUGCAUAUCUGGUUGGUAGAUCUAAUAGCCCAAUCCUUCUCCACUCAGACAUCAGGACAGGUCUGUCCGGGAGGUAGUUCAUGGUUUACAGCCUUUGCUUUUUAACUGUCCGGUUUUCUUUAAAGCACAACCAGCUGCUUUGUUUACAAAGGAUAUUUUUAUGUAUAUUUUGUAUAGUGUAUUAUCAUUUCGCCAGAUGUGUUUUUGCAUUUUGGAUGAGUACGGAGGAUGUAAGGUUGCUCACAUGUGACACCAGUCUGCUGUUGUGAAUCUCCCCACCCAGCUGGUAGACUUCCUCCUGUGUUCUACUCGGUCAGUCUCUGUGUGGUUGUAAAAUGUGCCCCUCGGUAGGACCCCGAGCUGUAGAUUUGCCAGCUUCGAUUUGUUAGGAUCUGUGCAAUAAUGUGUUUGCAGUCUCAUUUUCUCCAAGACAUCCCCCCCCCAUGAAUGUCAUCACUGUUGUAUAUUGAACAAAUAUUUAUACUUAUGCAGUUGCAUAACAUUGAAUAAAAAUUUAGCAUGAAAGACGA
Molecule: messenger RNA, 10668 nt
Organism: Peromyscus maniculatus bairdii (prairie deer mouse)
Lineage: Eukaryota; Metazoa; Chordata; Mammalia; Rodentia; Cricetidae
Source: RefSeq, a predicted model, not a curated record